Molecule: messenger RNA, 2932 nt
Organism: Acanthopagrus latus (yellowfin seabream)
Lineage: Eukaryota; Metazoa; Chordata; Actinopteri; Spariformes; Sparidae
Product: protein phosphatase 1 regulatory subunit 37
Exons: 12
Coding region: 342-1748 (468 amino acids)
Molecular function (GO): protein binding
Source: RefSeq, a predicted model, not a curated record
GUGACGUCACAGCACUCUGCCGCCCUACUGGCCGCUUACGCUGCGUAAGCUACGAUGGAGAUUCUGCGUAAGCGUAAGUGCUGCGGAAAACCCCUGGAGGGGGUCUGUGGAGCCCUGAUGGAGAGUGAUCACGGAGUGGAGAGAGCUACACUUCACAUCCAGGAGGGCUGGUGGCACAACUGUUCGUACCUGAACUGUCGAACACAUUUCUGCUCCCUCUUUAAAUCUGAAUUCAUUCAGAAACUUUUCGAUGGCUUCCAGACACGCUUGGCUACGUUCGAACUGACUCUUUGCCUUCAGGUUCCAGUUGAAAGCUUAAUAUCAGCGCCCUAAACGGAGGGAUGACCCGCUGUAGUGACAAUGAUGAGCAGAGCGACGAUGAAGCAGAAAAACCCAACAAGAACCAGAAGAAGAGAAGUAAAGGAGAGAAGCAUGUGUCUUUCCCCCCUGAUGAAAAGAUAGUGUCCGGCUUCGCUGAGCACAUGAACACUGACAGAAAGGUUGACAGCUGCAUCACCUUGACAGAGGUAAUGGUGGCCUACCAGCAGAGCUGCAGCAGACAUCAGGUCCAACCCAGGGAGCACAUCCUGCAACAGCUUCAGCAGGGUGUGUGUGUAGGUGGCAGUGUGAAAUGUCUGGAUCUCAAAGGUGAGCGAUUAGACCACCGCUCCUGUGAAGCUCUGGAAGUCAUCCUGAAAUCGCUGCACUUUGAUUUCAUCAAUCUGCAGGCAGCCCAACUGGAAGAAAAUGGAGCAGCGUCCUUGCUGGAUAUGAUUUUGUACUAUGAAUCUACAACCCAUCUUGACAUUUCUGACAACAGCAGUAUGGGAACAUCGUGUUGGAGGGCCCUCGCUCAUUUGAUAAAGCAGAGUGUGCGUCUGUCCAGGCUUGAUGUGUGUAAUGUGCCUGUGGUCGACUACCCGGCACAGUCUCUAUCUAGAGCUUUGCUGACCAGCCGGCUGACAGUGCUACACCUUCACAACGCCCAGCUCAGUGGCAUGCCACUAUACACACUGGUUGGAGCACUGAAGUCGAACAAGACUUUGCAAGAGCUCCACUUGACCAACAACCUGCUGAACAGCUACCAGGAUGCCCUGCAGCUAGGAGACCUGCUACGCUACAACACAACUUUACUGACAAUGGAGCUCAGCAACAACUCUGUCGCAGAUGCCGGUUUGGAGGAGCUGUGUGAUGGUCUGAGUCAGCAGACAGCAGGUCUGAAGGUCUUACUACUGAGGAACAACCAGAUCACUGCAACUGGCAUGGUCCAUCUGGCCAAGGCUCUGCCAGAGCUGAAGGUCCUGCAGGUCCUGGAUCUAGGUGAGAACCUCCUGGGGAACGAGGGAGUCCAGGUCAUCAGGGAGCCUUUAAUGGUCAACUGCUCACUGCUGCAGCUCGGCCUGGCCCGGGCCAACAUCACCUGUGAAGGAGCUGUGGCACUGGCAGAGUUUCUUGCAGAGAGUCGGCAGAUUCAGCAGCUGGACCUCCGUCAGAAUGAGGUGAAGGUCGGAGGCCUGAUGGCCUUGUGUCUGGCACUGAGGAUCAACCGAUCUCUUGCUUGCCUGGAUUUAGAUCACAUCCUGCCACAAGAGCAGGAUGAGUUUCUGAUGGAGACUCAGACGAGAUUCCAGUCAGAGAUCCUCCAGCGCUGCCUCGCCAACGCCAGCCACUCCCGCCACGCCGCAGAAACCUCUGAGACGCUCCCCAGCGAGGCCGGCGGACAAGCUGACAGCAUGACUAGAGCCUGAGCACACACACACACACACACACACACACAGAGGGAGGGAGAAAAAAAAAGGCUAACCUUGUAGAGAUCACCUCAGAAACCACUCAUGGAUUCAUUCUCACAGACACCGUGUCCCAGUGUCCCAAACCCAAACAGCUGACUAACAGAUAUAUGCGAGUAAUAAUUCUAUCGCAAAUAAUGAUAACCAUAAAACUCCAAAUCCGGGUAAUAAAGGCAGACUUGAGCUCCCUAAUGAAACGCCUGCCUCCCCGCUGCUUCUUGCCUAAUGUUCCCGCCGAGCCGCUCACCACUUUCCAUAAAGCAAUUUUGCAAGCCCACUUCAAACGUGAAUCACCUAGAAAUGAACAGAACUGCCCUCCCCCAGCCCCACCCCCACCCCCACCCCUCUGAACUCCACCAACCCCUCCCCCUCCCUGCAGCACUUACACUGGGGCUGUGUGUGAAGGGGGGGGGAGUGAGUGUGCUGACAUUGGUAGCAGCUAAGUUCCAUCUACAUUAAUCAGCUGAGAAGCACCGGCAGGCGUUCAACAACAAUACAGCGUGAGACGACGGAGCACAGUGUGUGCAGCUUCAGUGAACAGGGCGUCACAGGUCUGCUGAAGGCUGUCCAUCUCAUCAACUACUGUGAACACAGAACACAAGUCUGAACUCUUCUUCGCUUCUUCAGCUCUGCAAAUUGAACCCUGGAGUACAACGACCCGACUCGAACCCCUCCGCACCCCCACAGGACCUGACGGGCCGGGCCGGGUUCAGACCACAAUGUCUGUUUUUGAGUCAUGUUUGAUAAUUAAGUUAACGUAUGUAAAUGACUAAGCUUACACACAUCUACGUCACCUAUGUCACAUGACGUGCGCUACAUCACUAACAUUAACGUUAUGAAAGUUAAAAGACUGAACGUCUUUUCACAAACCUAACCAAGCAGCUGUGGUGCCUGAACGUCACCAAACCACAACUGACCGUCACCCACACGUCCAAAAGUCUUAAUAUACAAAUCCACACAAAUUAUACUGUUUGUCAGCAAGUUCUGUUUUGAAAGUUAUUUAUCACAUAUUAUUGUUUAUUACUUGCUAACAUAUAACUUGUUAUUUGACCACGAGGCCACAUGCAGAACUGACACUAGAGGGAGGGCAGAGCGUCAGAUUUUAAUGUUUUCUUCACUGUAAUUUACAAGAAUAUUAAACCUCU